Leptinotarsa decemlineata (Colorado potato beetle) is the source of this 3098-nucleotide messenger RNA. RefSeq names its product probable serine/threonine-protein kinase DDB_G0282963. The record is from RefSeq and is a predicted model, not a curated record. NCBI's taxonomy places the organism in Eukaryota, Metazoa, Arthropoda, Insecta, Coleoptera, Chrysomelidae.
AUGGUUACCCACAAUUCCAGCCAAAACAUUAAGUUCUUGGAGAUAUUGGGAGAGGACGAUGCAGAGAAAAAUUGGAACAUUUCUAUUUAUACAGAUAACAAAGGAAACAUUUCGAUAAAAACCAUUCCACUUCAAAUAACAACGCAAGGAUACAUUUCGAAAAGAAGUGUUCCUAAUACUGAUGAUGAAGAUUUAAAUUUUUUUGGUAGCGGUAGUGGAAGUGGAGAUGGACGCAAUGCAAUUUUGUCGCCUACUAAGAGGGAUUUCAAAAAUGACAACAAUGUCAAUAAUAAAAAGACUACCAGAGACUUGAUAUCAUUGGAAAACAAAUUAAACAGCAGCAUCAGUGACAACGGAACUGUCCAUGGAAAUUACAGAAAACAUCAAAAUCAUUUUGCAAAUGCACCUAGGAAAGCAUUAAACAUCAAUUCAUCUUCUACUGAUGAUGAUGAUUUAGUAAUUUCUGGUAGUGGCGAUGAAAGAAAUGAAGAUGCACAUGAUAAUAUGACGUCUCGUUCAUCAAAUAGCAAUAGCAUUUUCAAAGUCACAUCCUCCACCUCAAACAAAUCUAUUCGAACUGAAGAUAAUCCUGUUGUUGAAAGUAAUAUCAAGAAUAGAGAAGCUACAAAAUCAUCAGAAAACAAUUUAUCUGAAAUAAUAACCCAAAUGCCUACUGUAGAAACUAAUUUUUUCAAUAGCGAUGAUGAAGAUUAUGAAUUUUCUGGUAGUGAUGAUGAUAACAGAGAUGAAAAUCUUGUGAACUCUAAAGAGUUUUUUACAGACAAAGAGGUACAUUUUUGUCUAAAUAGUAUUCCUACUGUCGAAAAUACCAUGAAAAAAAUCGUUAAUGAUAACGAAGCAAAACAUUCAUCAAAAACCAAUUCAUUUAAAUCAACAACCCAAUUAGUUGUUUCAAAACAAUUUCAUUCUACCACUGAUGACGAAGAUUACAAAUUAUUUGGUAGUGGUGGUGAUAUAAAUGAAGAUGAAAAUUCUCUAGAUUCAAUUACAAAAGAUCAAGUGUUUAAUUUGAAUGAUAUUAAUACUCUUACUAUUCCUAUUAGAACUGUCACCAGUAGCAUUAAUAAUGAUGAAAGCGAAGAUAAGGAAGAAAGAAAUCUGAAUACAUCUGAAAUAACAAGCAAAAUGCCUAUCACAAGGAUUGUUACUCCUGACAGCGAUGAUGAAGAUUACGAUUUCUCUGGAAGUGGUGAUGAAAAUUCAGAUACCACACAUUAUUUUACAAACAGCAUGGAGAAGUUCCAUUUACAAAGUUUCACUACAAACCUAACUUCCUCAGUUUCUAUUCCAUUCAUUAACUAUUCAAGGAAGUCCCAUUUAUCUGAAGUGACAACCGAAAUUCAUAUUUUAAGGAAUGUUGAGUCUGAUGACGAUUACGAAUUCUCUGGAAAUGGUGAUGACGGUAGUGACAAAAAUCAUGAAGAUUCUAGAAAUUUUAUCAUAGGUGACCGUAAGAAAUAUAAUAUACAAGGUAUUACAACUACUAGUCCAUUGGCUACGAUUCAAUUGGAAAAAAUAUCCCAAAGCACCAGCAAUCAUAUUUUUGAUAGUAUCAAACACAACGAAACAGCAAGUUUAUUAAAGGAAAAUUUGACUGAAAUAAUAACCGCCGUGCAUAUUAUAAAGGAUGUUAUUCCUAACGGCGAUGAUGAAGAUUAUGAACUAUCUGGCAGUGGUGAUGGAAACAAAGUUGAAAACAAGGCAAAUUCUACAGAUUUUGUUUCAAAUGACAAGGAAAAGGUUCACGUACAAAACACUGCUAACAGUACUACUGAUUUACUUCAUAUAAUGACGACAUUUUCACGAACUGUUUCUAUUGGUACCAGUAAUAACAUUGUUGAUAAGAAUAACAAAAAUAACGAAGCAACUAAUUCUUUCGUGGACAAUUCAACUGAUUUAACAACCAAACUGUUUGUUAUAAAGACCUUUGUUGCUAACAACGAUGAUGAGGAUUAUGAAUUUUCUGGCAGUGGUGAUGAUGCUAAUUCUUUAGAUUCUGUUACAGGCAAUACAGCAGAGUUCAAUUUUCAAUAUAAUUCUAGUCCUCCUACUAUAGUCAGUGAUUUUAAGGGAUCAUCUGAGAAUAUUUCGUCCAGCCGUAACAAAAGUGGCACCAUAUAUUAUGAAACCACAAACUCAUUGGGAUCUAAUUCAUCUAGAAUAACAAAUGAAAAACAAAUUUUGAAGAAUGUGGUUUCCAAUAGUGAUAACAAAGAUGAAGAGUUAUCUGGAAGUGGAGAUGAUGAAGAUGAUGAAUAUGAUAUAUCGGUUACAAAUGACAAGGAAAAGUUUUACGUACAAAAUACUGCUGACACUACUAUUACUACACCUUAUAUAACAACUGAUUUGGCGAAAGUUUCACGCACUGUUUCUAUUGAAAGUGGCAGCAAUAACAAAAAUACCAAAGCAACCAAAUCUUCAGUGGACAAUUCAACUGAUUUAAUAACCAAAAUGUAUAUUAUAAAGACCUUUGUUGCUAACAACGAUGAUGAGGAUUAUGAAUUUUCUGGCAGUGGUGAUGAUGCUAAUUCUUUAGAUUCUGUUACAGACAACACACCAGAGUUCAAUUUUAAAUAUAAUUGUAGUCCUCCUACCAUAGUCAGUGAUUUUGAGGGAUCAUCUGAGAAUAUUUCGUCCAGCCGUCACAAAAGUGGCACCAUAUAUUAUGAAACCACAAACUCAUUGGGAUCUAAUUCAUCUAGAAUAACAAAUGAAAAACAAAUUUUGGAGAAUGUGGUUUCCAAUAGUGAUAACGAAGAUGAAGAGUUAUCUGGUAGUGGAGAUGAUGAUGAUGAUGAAUAUGAUAUAUCGGUUACGAAUGACAAGGAAAAGUUUUACGUACAAAAUACUGCUGACACUACUACUACUACACCUUAUAUAACAACUGGUUUGGCGAAAUUUUCACGCACUGUUUCUAUUGAAAUUGCCAGCAAUAACAAAAAUACCAAAGCAACCAAAUCUUCAGUGGACAAUUCAAUUGAUAUAACAACCAAAAUGUAUGUUAAAAAGACCUUUGUUGCUACCAACGAUGAUGAGGAUUAUGAAUUUUCUGGGAGUGGUGAUGAUGCUAAANAAAG